GACAAACUGUAGCUCAUUCUGUGCCCUCCAUAUUCCCACAAGCAUUAUCAAGCCAAAUAUUGGUUGAAGAACACUUUGGAUACCAUUACCGUUUAGUAAUGAAUUAAAUGAAUUGGUGCGAGAAGUGGUAGAAAUCACAAAUACAUCUUGAAACAACAAGUACAAGAGGUGGCUCAUCUUAUUUCUUUUUUCUAUUUAGUUAGACUCUCUUUUUCUCUCCCUUUCUAUGGUACUUUCUUCUCUAUCCUUUUUUUUUUUUCUUCUCUUGGUUGGACUCUCUUGCACUGAUCUCUCUCAUUCUGGUGGUGUCUUCCUCAAUAUCUGUUUUCAUACUUGCUUUUGGUCAGACGAAGAUCAUGGUGUAUUGAUCUUUGUUUGUUUACUGGCAAUGGACUUGGUCGAGGAUGAUCAGUCUCUAGAAUCGUUUAUGAAUCUAGUGACUGAAUUUUGUGCUCAAGUAGGUGGAGGGCAAAAUGCAACACGUAGGAAAUUCAGUUAUUGUCUGUUGAUCGUGUUGUUUCAUGCUGGAGUCCUUGUAAGUCCUGACAUUUGCGGUAUUUGGUUUGGAAAAAUUAUUGAGGAUCAUAUCAAUGACUGAUAGUGGAGCGCUAUACGUAAGACGAUACAACUAUCUUUCUUGAUGAUCUGAAAUUGUCUGAUAUCUGCAUUUGGCAAGCCUUU
Halteromyces radiatus is the source of this 681-nucleotide messenger RNA. RefSeq lists its product as uncharacterized. NCBI's taxonomy places the organism in Eukaryota, Fungi, Mucoromycota, Mucoromycetes, Mucorales, Cunninghamellaceae. The record is from RefSeq and is a predicted model, not a curated record. Bases 227 to 598 code for a protein of 123 amino acids. The transcript is spliced from 4 exons.